UUUUUCGUCAUGAAGACAUUCUCAAGAGAAAACGAAUAUGUAAAAGUGUAUUGGAAUAUCAUUUCUUUAUUGUUGAAUAACAAUAAUAAACAAAAUAACUACGCACUUCCUGGUUUUGGUAGCUGGUCAGACUAAGCUGGAUUUUUUCACUAGGGAUGUUGUAAAAAAAAUAUUUAAUGCCAUUUUUCUGUAUAAAAUCUAAUGUAAAUCCAGCAAUACUAUACAUUUUGGGAAAUUAAUCUGCAGCAUUCUUGUCAUUAGGGAUAGGAAUGAACAUUCAAAAUGUAAUAAACCAGGGUUGUCUGGAAACUAUAGAGUUUUGGUUCUGAAAAUAGUGAAAUAAAUGAACAAAAACUACAUGUCAGGAGAAGCACUUUCAAAAAUACAGUGUGGUGUAAUGUGUUUCCACUCCAUUUAGUGGAGUUUAUAAGGUUUAAAAGUGAAAGUGACAUAUCAUAAUGCCACACAAACUGACACAGCAGGAAAGUGUUGCAGGGAUAUGUGUAUAAAUAUGACAUGAUGUGAUUGUGAAGUGGGUGGAGCUUUAACCCUUCUUUGGAGUUGAAGUUUCAGAUAAUGCAUUGGUCAUGAGUGGAGAAAGGCAGUAAAAUAAACUUUUGAAUUUUUUUCUGUUCUUUUGAUAUUUUUUAUUACAGCAUUUUAAGAGAAGACCUGUUAUAGACGCCGUUUACCCAAAAAUCCAAAAAAAAAAACAACCUGGAGUAGAUUAACACAUGAUUGAACAACAGGAACAUGUCGUUAAAAUGACACGUCCAUGAGUCAGGUGGAAAUGUAUUGUUAACCAUCUGGUUGCGCUGCUAUUGAAGAGCGCUCGUAUGAAUAUGGCAUCAAACAGCAAGUAGCGUGAUAUCCCAUGGGGGUGGUUACCACCAUGGCCCCAGACUCCUCCCUGCAACCACAAGCCCUGCCCCCUCCUCCAGGCAAGCCAUGUAGCAGCAGUCCUGUCCUUGCGCAUGGCUUGGAGGUGGAUCUCAAACCUCGAGGGAAACAUUAUGUGUGUGGCUCAGUGGCAGCUUUUACCAACAUCAUCAUCACCUUCCCCAUCCAGAAGGUGCUGUUCCGGCAACAACUUCAUGGCCUGAGAGCCACAGAGGCAGUGCGUCAGCUUCAAAAAGAAGGUUUACGAACCCUGUACCGUGGUCUUCUGCCUCCGCUAUUGCAGAAAACGAUUACAGUAGCUCUCAUGUUUGGCCUGUACGAGGACUUUUCGCGGCUGCUUUUAGAUCAUGGUGGGUCUUGUGGCGCUCCCGAAAUUCUCACACGCAGCACAGCGGCAUUUCUGGCUGGCACAGCUGAGGCGGUCCUGACACCGUUUGAGCGUGUGCAGACGCUGCUUCAGGAUCACCGGCAUGCUGGGCGUUUCCGCAACACGGCGCACGCCUUUGGCACGCUGCUACGCGAGCAUGGCGUGAGUGAGUGCUACCGUGGGCUAAUGCCUGUGCUGCUGCGCAACGGGCCCAGCAACAUGCUCUUCUUUGGACUGCGUGGGCCACUCAGGCAAUGGCUGCCCGAAGCCCACACCCACGCCGGACACAUGUUGAACGACUUUGUGUGCGGCGGGCUGCUGGGAGCCGGACUUGGCGUCCUCUUCUACCCACUGAAUGUGGUGAAGUCCCGGGCACAGGCGCAGGUUGGAGGUGCGUUCGUGCCCUGCAGCCAGGUGCUCCUGACAGUGUGGAGGGAGCGGGGCAGGAGUGUGGUGAUGCUGUUCCGUGGUGCGACUCUCAACUACCACCGCUCAUUGCUCUCAUGGGGCAUCAUUAAUGCAACAUAUGAACUGCUACUUAAAGUCCUUUGAGGAGAGAAGGGAGAAAGGAAGCUGACGAUAUUUGUUCUUAGCCACAGCACAGUCUUGGAGCUCAAGGGCACUGCCAUUUCCUUUUGUAUUCACUUACAGAUUUAACAGGGAUAUGUUUAUGAAAAACAAAGCUAAUCCUGUUAUGUUUCCUGAAAUGUUCCUUCAUAUUUUUCAUAAAGUUCUUGAAACAACCACUGCACCCUUUUACACCCUCACAUGUCCCUCAUUGGGACUUAUAACACGUAGAGAUGGGAAUCAAAAUUAAGUGUUACAUGACUGAGCAGCAUUUGUCUAUGAAAGAUUUGUGAUGUUAUUUGUACUAAUCCUAAUAAAACACACAGAUUGUUGCCUGGACCAUAUCACACGCAUUUGAUUUAUCUGUAUUUUAUUUUACUUGUCAGCAUUAAAGGAAGACUUUUGGCAAGAAGUUAAAUUAACAAAAUUUUUACCCUUUAUCCUCAAUUUAGUCUAUCAACAAAGAUUUGUUUGGUGUUUAAGUUUGCUUUUUUUAAGCCUUGCAUCUCCAGGAGAAAAGUAAUUUUGCUCAAGAAUAAGGGAAGCUUAUAGCCACCAGUUUAGCACUGUGCAAACUGCAUGCCUGAAGCAGACUCUCCUCAAAAGAUAUCAUAUGACCCAGUUUUAGAAAACAGCAGAAAAAGUGUACAAAAUAAACUUUCUGGCCUAAAGUUUGGACACCUGACCAUCACACUCAUAUGGACUUUUUGAACAUCCCAUUCCAGAUUUAGUCUCCCCGUUGCUGUUAUAAUAACCUCCACUCUUCUGGGAAGGCUUUCCACUAGAUUUUGGAGUGUGGCUGUAGGGAUUUGUCCAUUCAGCUACAAGAGCGUUAGUGAGGUCGUGCACUGAUGUUGGAUGAGGAGGCCUGGGAUGCAGUCGGUGUUUCAAUUCAUCCAAAAGGUGUUCAGUGGGGUUGAUGUCAGGGCUUUGUGCAGGCCACUCAAAUUUUGUCGUCAUGGAGCUUGCUUUGUGCAGAGGGGCAUCAUCAUGCUGGAACAUGUUUGGGCCUGUUAGUUCCAGUGAAGGGAAAUUGUAAUGUUACAACAUACAAAGACAUUCUAGACAAUUGUGUUGUUCCACAGUUGGGAAGAACUACAUAUGGCUGUGAUGGUCAGGUGUCCACAUACUUUUGGCCAUAUCGUAUAUCUACGUUGCCAGUCAAAGCUUUUGAACACGAGUGAACCUUAAACCUUUAACAGGUUUACUUUCUAAGUGCCUUUAAUAAAGAGCUUGUUAGGAGCUGAUGUUGACCUGUUAGUAAGAUUAAUAUUUUCUUAUUUAAUUUCAAUUCUAUAUCAUUUGUUUGGUUUUGGUUUCUGGUAAUAACAGUGAAUAAACUAUAAUGAAAAAUAACCUGAAACUAAGACGCCCUAUGAUUUACUUUUAUCAUACACAGGAUGUGAACCUUGUGUCAAUGUUGCCAGAAAAGGCUCCACCAAAACCUUCAUCAGGAUAAAGUAGGUACUGAAGAAUAAUGAAGGAAAUAUAUUAACAUCAUAAUCACUUCUAACAUAUGGUUCUAAAUUUCAUACCUCGUACCACAUGUGUAGUUUGACACAAACUAUCGGCAGAGGAAGUGAUUCUGGGUUCAAGAUAUGUUAGCUUUUCUUUGAGAUUACUGACAUUGACAUGGUUCAAGGCAAGCUCAUGAAGAUUUGGGCGCGCAGGUAGCAUGAUUCAAAAUUGGUGGCUUUAAUUGUCCCUUAUUGGCUAAUAAGGAUGUAACUAAAUACUUUCCUACGGGAAUGAAUGAGUGAGUAAUCAGAUAUCAAGGUUGUAUUCACUAGCGCCAAUUGUUAAGUCAUCCUUAGUAACUGGUUCUGAGUAAGAGCUAGAAUUAUCAGACCAUGCUGACGGUGCUGGUAUUGUCUACUUUUGGCCACACUUACUUUGGUUACAGCUAGUGUCAUUGUGUUACAUUCCUUUUGGUUAGCUAAAUUAGCCUCAAAACUAAAGAAUCAAACUUAUAACACCAAACAUGCCAGGAUUGAUCAACUACAAUCCUACAAAUGUUAUUUCAUGUAGAGUUUCACUGCAGAGAAACAGGAACAUAAUGGCGAAUAUAUGGCCAGAGACGCCACAGAAUGCUGUAAGCUGCAUUCUCAUUUAGGAGGAAAAGACAGGUGUAAUCUCUUCCUGUUGCUAUGUAGUGUACCAAUAUGUCCAAGGUCACAUAGCAAUUGUCCACUUGACCUCCUUCCAAGUGCACUAAGGUGGCUGACACUGACAGUUAGUGGUAUUGUGUGUAGUAACAAUCCUUGGUUUGGCAGUGCUGACAGGGUGCUCAUUUUAUUAGCUGUUUAUAAUAAAUAAUAAAUGGGGAAACUGUAUUUAUAAUGAAGAGAAUGUUAUGUGUUGAAGAAAUGUGUUGGGACUGUCUUUUGUAAAGGUCUGAUGUGGUGACAAACCACCACAUGGAAAAUAGAGUGCCUUUAGUUCGUUUGUGGUCGAAAUGGAUAACAGAGUUUCAUGUAAACAAAUCAAACAAAAGCCUGUUUAGUAUUCCUUUUUCAUGCUUUUUUUUGUGUGUCAUGAUCCAGUAUGAAAUGUUCAUCCCUCAACCCCAUAAGAACUCUCUAUCUUUUUUAUGCAUUACAGUCAGCAAUUUAUCUUCAGUAAAAAAUAUAUGCACUUAAAAAAACUACACUUAAAAAAAAAAAAAAAGAAAAGAAAAAACAAGCAUAAUAUUCAAUGCACAAAGACACAUAGAAACUCCAAAUAACAUCCAGCAUGGAUUGUCAGAUCCGCUGCUGGUCAAAAGGUUCAUGAUUUCAUUAUAUGAUAUUAAUACAGUAAUCUGAUUCAUUUAUUUUGUUUUUACAUCUGAAGUGUUAUGGUCAGCUUUAUUGUAAAAAGGCGUGACCGUGUAUCUUAAAAAGACUUAAUGCUGUCUUUCCAGUUGAGUAUGACCUUUUUGGUAAUGGUGAGUGAUAUUAAUAGAACAUGGUUAAAAUGUAAUGUGAAGUAGCAAAGUAAUGCUACAGUGGGACAUAUGGGGAUGCUGAGGUUGAGGGUCUCAGCUUACUCAUGACUAAGGAUUUCUGGUAAAAAAAAAAGCAAA
Messenger RNA from Pangasianodon hypophthalmus (striped catfish), 4898 nucleotides. It is a transcript of the gene slc25a51b, whose product is annotated as solute carrier family 25 member 51b. Bases 875 to 1819 code for a protein of 314 amino acids. NCBI's taxonomy places the organism in Eukaryota, Metazoa, Chordata, Actinopteri, Siluriformes, Pangasiidae. The record is from RefSeq and is a predicted model, not a curated record. The transcript is spliced from 2 exons.